GCCAGUAGUUCGCUCGUUUCACCGGGUGCGGUGCAGGUGCGGAUCUAAUGGCAACAUCUGCAUGGACCAACCUCACAUCAUGAAAUUAUUAAAAGGAGGUUCUCCAAUCGAAACCCAUCCACCUCGUUUUCGAGACGAUCCAACCCAGUACGUAUCUGUACCGGAAAAUUCUAGUGCUGUACUCUCCGCUGAAUUAUACGAAUUGACUGAUGACACUGAAAUAUUAUGGUCUAAAGAUGGAGGUGCGCCUAUCGUUCCUGAAAGAAGAAGACAGCUUAGGAUCUCUCAAAACACGGUACAAUUGGCAUUGGACAGAGUCAAUAAAGAUGACGCCGGUUUGUACUCCGUAACGGCCAGAUCACCUCUAGGAGUCGCCUCUAGAGAUGUCGAACUCAGAGUGUGCAGCUCUGAAGAUGACGACGAACCGCCAGCAUUCCUUAGACGACUCAACGACUUAUCGGUCAAAGUCGGGACCAGGACGAGGUUCUUAGUCGAAAUCAGAAGCAACACCACGUUAACGAUUGAAUGGUUGAAAAACGAAGAAAGAAUCAAUGAGGGCGAACGGUACAAGUUCGUAAACGAAGGAGGUUUCCACUGCGUAGAUGUCGCGCCGGUCACAGUCCAAGAUAUCGGACGGUGGAUGUGCGCCGCUAGAAAUGCCGCCGGGCAAGCGUCGAGUUCCUGCCAUCUCAACGUACUCGUUCCGAAAACUUACAAGGCGCCCGAGUUCCUGGAAGAACUGCGAGCUCUUCUCACCGAACAAGGGACCGUUUCGCUGGAAUGUAAGGUAGUUGGAGUACCGACGCCGGCGUUGCGAUGGUUCAAAGAUGGAAAGGAAAUCCAUGCGGGGGAUGUUUUCGCCCUUACUGCGAAUCCUAACGAUCCCACGUCUCUGGGCGUCUACGUCUGCGAGGCGAUUAAUUGCAUGGGAAAGGCCGUUUCCAGUUCGAGAGUACACGUUGUGGAUAGCCACGAUGGCGAUGAAACAUCCGCGCAUAGUCAUUUACCGAUUGGACCUCCACCGAUUUUCACUCGAGAUUUACAAGACGAAUCGAUAAAAAUAGGCGAUCCUAUUUUACUUACAUGCCAAGUAUCCACGCCGCCUUGGCCGAAGUCGAUACAAUGGUACAAUUCCGAAGGCAGAAUCGACGAUCAGGACCAAGGCAGCAGGUACAAACAAAUGGCAGACGGUAUUGGAGGGUAUAUGUUAGAAGUUAAGCCUACCGAAGCCUGCGAUCAAGGCGAAUGGAAAUGCGUCGCGACGAGCGACACUGGAGUCGUUUCCAUUUCAACAUGUACAGUCAACAUGAUAAUUCCCAAACACUUCAGAAAACCCCGAUUCAUGGACACGCUGAAGGCCAUCCUAACCGAAGAAGGCCUCGUGUCGUUCGAAUGCAAAGUGGUGGGUUCGCCGACGCCGCUUCUGAGGUGGUUCAAAGACGGGCAGGAACUGAAACCGGGCGACGUCUAUCAACUAACCGGCACCAAUUCGCUCGGCUCCUAUUGUUGCAUAGCCAGGAACUGCAUGGGCGAGGCGAGGAGCUCCGCCGAGCUGACGGUAGAAGACAUCGAGAACCAAUUGAACGACGAAGAGAGGGAACAACUCGUUGCCAGGAGCCAAGCGCCCAAAUUCAUACAAGGACUGAAGAGCAGCGAAGCUAAAAUCAACGAACCCUUUAGGUUUACUAUACAAGUAAGCGUCACGACGCCCCUGCCUCUUAUAUCGUGGUUCAGAGACGACCAGCCGGUGAUCAACGAGCCGGAGAAAUACAUAGUGUUCCGCGAAAACCUGGGCGUUUGUCACCUCGACGUCCGCCCCGUCGAAUUGAACGAUCAGGCCGAAUGGAAAUGCGUCGCGACGAACGAUUUCGGCCAUUCGGUGACCUCGUGUUUCUUGAAAAUUAUCAUUCCGAAGCACUUCAGGAAGCCGAAAUUCCUGGAGUGCCUGCGCGCCGUGCUCUCCGAAGAGGGCGCCGUUAACUUAGAGUGUAAAGUCAUCGGCGUGCCGCAGCCGAUACUCAAAUGGUACAAGGACGGCAUCGAACUAAAGCCUGGAGAUAUCCACAGGAUCACUUCGGGACAGGACGGCAGAUGUUGCCUCGGAACGUACACGUGCGAGGCCCGAAAUUGCAUGGGCACGGUGGCCAGCUCGGCGUCCUUGCUGGGAUUCGAGGACCAGAAGCCGAGGAGCGCGGCCCAACGACCGGAGUUGGGACGGCAAUUGUCCCUGUCCACGAUUCACGAGGAGCGGACGUCGCAAAUGUACGACACCGCCGGCGACCAGUCCAUAACUCUGGCCGAUCACGGGGAAGUUUCGUUUUCGUUCGACGGCAAAGAAGUGUCCGUGUCGCUGUACGAAACGCCCGAUCUCACCGAGGACGAGGCCAUACAGAUCGUCGAAAUGUACGCCGAGCAAUUAUCCGAGCAUUUUUCUGAACACAAUGUGGUGGAAUUACCGCCGCUUAGGUUCGUUAAAGAAUCAUCGCAAUCGGGGAAUUUACUCAUGGAAGCUGUGGUGGUGGACGUGUCCGAUGAUUACUUCCACACGGCCGAAGAAGACCUGCGAACGGAAGCAGACGUUGACGAAAUACUAUCUAUAACGAACGAAGCGACGUUCACGUCGGAAAAACUGAAAAUCGAUUUGAAUUCCAACGGGGAACAGCCGAAACGACCGCCCAGGAAAGCGGACUCGCAAAGGAGCAAUUCCUACUACAGCCUGAGCAAGAAUCUCUCAUUAGACUCCGAAAAAGGCGAAGGAAGCUUAGCCGGCGCCGCUGAAUUAGACACAGAAUCUUACGGAGAAUACGAAAGCGCCAUGAGCUCCGAUAAGAAUCAAUUACUAGAAGACAAAGCUUACCAAGUAGCCGCUAUCACUGAAACUACUAGUUUACCAGGAGACGAAGAAGAGAGAAGGCCGCUGACGCCGCACACGGCGCAUGAAAUCGGCUCGGAUUUAAGAGUCAACAGGAGCGAAAGCCAGGAAUUGAAGAAAUCCAGAAGACGCCGAUCUUCGCAAAGCUCAGACGAAAUGUCCAAAGAUGGUUUCAAGCGAGGCGCGAUCAAAAAAACCAUCAGCUUGGAAAUAACCGAUGCUUUUCAGAGGGAUUUACAAGGCGAAGAAGGAGAUGGGUUGGUUAUUGAUCCCAAAAUAACCGCUACAAAAAUUACUGAACUACAGAACCAAGAAAAUAGAAUUGUGGAGGAAUUACAAAUAACUCUCGAUGAAAUACUCGAAGGUCUCUCAAAUGUGACAGCUAAUCUUUCGUUGCAAUCCGCUGAAAAAUCAACAACAGCCAUCGCAGAUAGAAGCAAUGAGGUGUUGAAUAGCAUUUCUCAACCCAUUAAAGAUAUUAAAACAAUCUUCGACAGUUUCCAGCACAAAGAAUCAUAUAUUAUUGAACUGAUUGCACCGUCAAUAUUUGAUCUUCAAAAAAGUUUAACACUUAUCGAAAAUUGCAUAAGUAUUAAGCGCAAAGAGCAUACCCUCAUACAAAAAACUUGCUAUAAUAUUCUUCAAACUUCCGGAAGAAAUAUUAACAAAGCUUUGAGAUCGGUCGAAGAAAUAGCUUUAUUAGAAAAGGAACUAAAUAUUUCGCAAGCCACUGGUAGAAUGACGCCAUCGAAAAUAAUUCAAGAAGUAUGCAUUACGAUUAAAGAAAUGCAGAGUAAAUUAUGUAAAUUGGAAACAUCUUCAGCUGAAAAAGUUUCAUCAUCUCCGGAUGUUACUUCUGCAUCAUCUCGACGAUUAUCAAGUAGUAAGGACAUCGAUGUAUUAGAUAAACUUUUAGACGCGGUCACGAACAUAAAAAUUGCCCUUAACGAUCUUGCUGGAGAUAGCAGCAUCGCCAUUUUGGAUAAACUGCAAGAUCCUGUGGAGAUUUUGAUAAAAGAAAUGAAAGUGGUCCAAAAAGAGUCAGUUAGAUACACCGCUGAUAAAUCGUUGCAACAAGAAAUACGCCGGGCACUUUUGGACAACCUCAGUACACCAGUCGAUGAAAUUUCAAAGGGUUUGAAUGUCAUUAAAGUGCAAGAACCCGGCGACGUGCACGCAACGUUAAUAAGCAGAAACGUUUUAGAAUCGUUAGAAGCACCAGUGGAUUCUAUAAUACACUCGUUAACUAGAAUAAAAGAUCACGCUGUUGUAGCGAAGGAAUCCGAAGUUACUUCUUCUGAAGAAGUAUUCACCGAAGUUCUAGAUAAAGUAACUAAACUGGUGUUUACCAACAUAACACAAGCUGUUGAAGAGCUCCUUCUUAGCAUUAAUACCGCUAGGUCUAAUGUAUCGGACGUGGCAGUUCUGGAAGCCCUGGAUAAUUUGAGUCUUCUACAAAGAGAUCUUUCAGUUGCCGUUGCUGAGGCAUCGAAGUUCCAAACUCACGCCACGGUCUCCGCUUUGGAAAAUUUAAACGAACCGAUUCAUUUAUUAAACAGUUUAGUUAGAAGCAUAACGCCGACUACUGGGAAAUACAUUUUGGAAGACACUAUAAACUUGUUGAAUAUUCUUGAAGACUGCGUGAUUGUUGACGAUACUAUCUUGCAAAGUUUGGAUUUGUGCAUUAUAUUCUCUAUACUGAGAGGGAAAAUUUACGAAGCCAGAGAAAAUAUUUGCAGUUUAAUUGAACAGGGCAGUUCGAUGGAAAAGCCAGAGGACAAUGUUGUCGUAGUGUUAGAAGAAGAAUCGUCUACAGUAGUAUCGGAUGCACUCAUCGAAGAUACUAAAGUGACAUUAGAAACUCUUAACGAAAAGUGCAUUGAACCGUAUCUGACAAUGCUAGAACCGUUCUUAGUAAGAAUUAGAGAACUCAACGAAGCCACCACUGAUCAGCUAUUAGUGAAAAGCAAAUUAGAAUUAACUAUUAAUGAUAGAGUGUUGUUGCAGAAGCACGUUAUACCGUUAGAGAUGAUUGAAGAUUUCAUAAUCGGUUCGCUUGAUUUACUAGCAACACAACCAGUUAGUGAAUCUAAAAACGAGCUCUUCCAAACGCUGCAACACUUGCAAUACAACGUGGCAGUAAUGCAUCAACAAAUAUUAGAUGUAACGCAGCAUUUGGAAGUGAUGGCGCAGUGUGGGGAAAAUAAUACCGAAGAUUUAAGGGCUAAAGUUAAUGCAGUGAGACAUCUGAGUAUCCUAAAUGAUGACAUAUCACCAGAAGCUAGAGUUACAGCUGCAGAAAAUAUUCAAGAGCUAGAGAAAUCCUUGGCAACAUUUUACGAAAUCGCCAUGUCUGAGCAAAAUCAACAAAUUCCUUCCGACUUUUAUGAAGUGGCUUCGGAAGUUUUGGACCAAAUCGAGGAUAUUAAGAGUAGCCCAGUUUUCAUCGAGAACCAACCAAUAACCAAGGAAGACGUAACUAGCAUAAAGAAUUUAGCUGAACCAUUAGUAAAAUUGGACAAGUUUAUGCAAGAUAUCAGAGACGAUCAAGAUUGCAGGAACCGAAUGUUCUCAUCCAUAAGAGACCCUCUCAUUGAAAUUAACGAAAUGCUGGAAAUAAUCCCGGACGAAUUAAAAAUUAAAUUGUUCACUCUAUACGGCCCGCUUAGAAAUUCCAUUGAAAUCAUAUCUUUGGAAAUUUUUAAUUUCGAUAUUAAAACUAGAGAUUUAGAAUGUUUAAUACCUAUAGCAGAAUUGUUGAAUAACCUGAAAUCGUCCAUACCGACUAGUAGUGUGGUGUAUGAAAUCUCCUCUAUUAUAGAAACACUAACACCUUUCGCUGGGGAACUUAUGGAAAAGUUGAAAGAAAUUAAGAAAGACAGCUUGAAGCAUAUCGUGUAUUCGUUAGCAGAAUUCAUUGGAAGCAUAAUUGAGUUGCACGAGCAUUUUAAAGAAGGCGAAUUUUCACAAGAAUCUCACGACACCAACGCGCACUUGGAAAACUUGAAGAAAAACAUUCUAAAAUUGAAAACCCUACCUCAAACAACCAGCCUCAAAAAUGUUAUAAAAGAAAUAGAAGGAGUUGUGGAGUUAUCAAAUAUUUUAUUUGAACGAAAUAUUAGAGAAACUAUCGUGCAAGCUGAAAAUAUAUUAGAGAUUUUAGAUGGGAUAAUACAUAAUAUAUCCCAAAAUAUAUUUACAAGGAAAGAUUUGGAUGCGUUGAGUCUUCUGAAUGAAAAUGUAGAAAAUUUCACAAUAACUUCAGAUAUCGAUAUAUUGUUUGCUGAAACUUUACGAGGUUUAAAUCUUGUCCUAAGUUUCCACAUUCAAGAAAAUCUUAUAGAAACAGCCUACAUUCGAUUGGAAUCGUUGGAGAACGCUCUAAAGUCUGUAACAGAAACUUCUUUGCAACAACCUUUAUUCUCAGCUUUAGAAAUGAUCCAGGAUAACGUUACUUAUUCGGAUCAAGCACAACAUAUAAUCGAUGUAACUACUAAUAUAGUGGAAACUUUCAAAAAUUCUGAGGAUCCCAACGAAACUUUGAUAAAACUUGAAGAUGAUUUUAGAGAAUUAGAUAAUCUCACUUCUACGACACAGUUCGAACCACUCGUAGAAGCCACACAGAAUAUAACGAAUAUCCUUCUCGUUGAAAUGCAUAAAAAAAUAUUAGUAAACAAAAUCAAUGAGUUAAGGAUACAAAUUGGCACGUUGGAAAAUUCUUCAAUUGGUGCUGUCCAAAGCAUAUUGCUUGAAAAUGCCAAUCAAAACUUAACCACUUUACUAAAAGCCCUACCUCAUAUUAACUGUUACAAUGCUGUAGAAGUUGCUUUUAUAACAGACAUUGUGAAAGAUAUAGAAGAUUUAAUCGAUUGUACAUCCAAAAAUCUCCAACAUGAUCAAAUAAUUGUCAUAGAAUUGGAUCAAAUUAUCGAGAACAUCAAAAAUAACCGAGAAACAGAUCCGGUUAUUACAGAACUAUUGGAAGAUUUGGUCAAAACUCUCAGGCAGUUGAAUGAAGAAAUUCUCGACCAAAAUCUAACCAAAGAAUGCGUUAAAAUAUUGAAAAACACCAUUCAAAUAGAAACAAACAUUUACAAGCCAAUUUUCGAACACACUGAAAUUUUGUUAAAAGAAAUCGAACUCGUUGUACCUGAAAUGGAGAAAAGUUUCGGAACAGAACAAUUAAGAGAAAAUUUGCUGAAUAUAAACCACUCACUAGAAAACCUGCUCAUAAAUAAUGGCAACAUUUUAGAUGAGUUCCAGUUGAAUUUAGAGAAAUUAAACCUAACAAUCGGAAAUAUCAUCCUACCCGAAGAUUUUAAAAUGGAAAUUUCAUCUAAAAUUGAAACUCUGAAAGCCGCUAUACCCAAAAUACAGUCCCUUAACCAAUCCAUACGGUUAAUACAAGAAAAUAUGGUUAAAAUGGACAAAUAUUCAAACAACCAAAUCAACCAAGAAUGUCAAGAAUUAAUCGAUAAAAUUUCCACAACACCAUUCAAAGGAGAAGAUAUGUACCAGUUAGAAAAAAUAGCUGGAAAUCUCCAACAGACCUUACAAGAUGAAAAUAUAGAAAGUCUGAAUUAUUUAGAAGAACAAGUGAAAUUAUCUACAGGCGUUAUUGAUGAAAAUAUCAUUAAACCUUUGAACAACAUUCUUAUUAUAUUAGGCGACAUUAUAAAAAACAAAACAAAAGUCCAGGAAGAAGGAAAUGCUGAUGUCAAAGAAGAACAACCCAAAGAAAUUGAAAUUGAAGAAGUAAAAGAUGAACAACCAGUUGAAAAGACAAUUGAAGUAUCACAAACUGAAAUUAACGUGAAAGAUAAAGAUGUAACUCAACAAAAUAUUCCAGAAACAGCAAAAAAAGAAAUUGAGCAAGCAUCGAUACAAACACAAGCAAUAAUUGAGCAAGAAGAAAGUAAAACUGUUACAGCAGUGGAUGAAGAAAACUUGAAAGAAUUGAUUGAGGAUAGCAAUAAACCAAUAAAGCAAGAAGAAGCAACUAUAACUGAAAUAAUUAAAGAAGAGAAAGCCACUGAAAGUGAACAAAUAGCUCAAACAUCUACAGAGAUUAUUAAAACCGAGGAUCAAGAAGAGAAAAAAGGAAUUAAAGAAGAUAUAGUGGAAAUAAAGAAAGAAUCAGACAUUGAAAUUACAGAACAGAGUACUUCUAAAACAUUUAACAAUUUAAAAUAUCUAAAACAAAUCAGGUUCAUUCUAGAAGGUGAUGAUCAAACAUGGAGCAAACCAUUACACGAAUUAUUAGAUACAAUAAUCACCCAAACCGAAAAAGUAGCGACUUCAGUAAAAGAAGAUAACCGUCAAGCCGCGGAAAAUACUUUAGAAUAUCUAAAUAUGUUUAUUAAAUCAGUCACUCAAUUUUUCAACAAUGAAAUAACCUACUCGGAAGUUCUCUCUGGAUUGAAUCGUUUAGCCUCCGACGUAGAGGCAGUAGAAAUGAUUUCGGAAUUCGAGAACAUAUAUGAAGCCAUCAAUGAAACUAUCGCAGUUGGGACGGAUAUGUUCGAAAUGAAGCACAUAAACGCGAUUAAAGAGUGCCUAGUUAACCAAUUGGAUAAUUUACAAAAAAUUUGCGAACUUCACCUAAGCCGAAAAACCAUCAAAAGCAACCUAUUGGAUAAUCUUUUCAAAGCGAUACCGAUGAUAUUGACCAACAUUUCAGAUAUGAGUCAAUUAAACGAGGACGAUUUGAACUUCAUAGAAAACGCUACUGUCAUGGUAUCGGAAAUUCGAAAUUACAUAAUAAUGGAAGCUCCCAACACCACCGAGCAAUACAUAAAAAUACUCUCCGAAUUUCCGCAACGAAACAAACUUCCCGCCACCGAGGGUUUGCUGAAGCAACUCCACGCGUUAAUCACCCAAAGUUUAGCUCUCUUGAAAGAAAUAAAGGAAAUUGAGAAAAUCCAAGAGGACGAUAAAAUUGAAAAUAUUCAGUUUAUUUCGCACCACAUGCAAAUGCUGAUGAGAAAAAUAGCAGCGAUUAAAUCCAAUAAUAUCGAUAAUGAUAAGGUCAUUUACCUGCAAAAAUGUUCGUACGCUUUGCAAACAGCUAUUUACGAUUUACUGGAGAAACCGUUGGGAGAAAUCGAUAAUGAUUUCUUGGCGAACGUCGGCAAAAUAUUCCAAGAAAUCGACUUGCUUAUCGAUGAAGCGCUAGGUAAUGAAACUUCGCCAGGAAUUAAUAAAAACCAAUCCAAAACCACGUAUUUAUCUGCCUUUGAAGACGCUUCAAAAACUAUUGAUAAACAGUCACCUCUAAUCGAUUUGUCACCUUUGUUUGCUAAUUUUAUCGAUAACUUAACGGCGAUAUUGAGACAACUGGAAGAAGCCCGCACAGAAAAUAUGAAGAAACAAGUCGCUGACGAAUUGUUUAAUAAAUUGGAAACCCAAGGCGUUAUUAAUACAACCGAAGUAUUUAAGACUUAUAAGGAAGCAUGUUUAUCUUAUCUUAAUGAUGAAGAAAUCCAAAUCCUCGUAGAAGCCGGUACUUCAUCCGAUUCUGCCUUAAGAGAAAAAGCACUGCAAACACAUUCUUCUGUAGGUCAAUUUAUUGUUAACAUAAUUGAUACUGUUAAUAAUCGUAAACUACAAGAACAAAAUCGCAAAGUUGCUGAAGAUAGUGUUAUUAUAUCCGAAGAUAUUAAAGAAAAAACUGAGGAAAUGAAAGAACCAAUCGAAGAAAAAACCGUUGACAAUCUAGGUUUAACUGAAACUAGGGAAGAACCUCAAGAAAUGAAAAUUGAUACCGAAAAAGAAGUUACAGGUCAGUUAAUUGAAGGUCCAGCAAAAGACCAGUUGCAAAUAUCUCCUGCUUCUGAACUAAAGGAAGGAGAAAAGGAAGAUAUUAUAGAGGCAACUGCGACUAGAGAAGACAGUAAGGAAAGUAAAGAAUUUAUAGAAAUUACCAGCGAAGGAGUAGAAAAGCCGAAAGAAGGUAAAGAAGGAGCUGCAGAAACUCAUGAACAAACCAAAGACAAGCCAGAAACUGAAUUAAUAGCAGAUGUUAAAAUCGAAGAUGCCCGUUUAAAAGAAAAUGAAGAUAAAACAGAACGCACAGAAAAAGGUUCUAAAAUAACAUGCGCUGAACCAAUUCAACAGCAACAGAUAGUUCAGUCGAUAAUUACUGAAGAAAGCGAAACUAAGAAUUCACAAUUAAUCCCCUAUUCUGAAGCAAUUACUAGUCAGGAAGCAAAGGAAGGUAAAGAAUUAGAUAAAAAACCUGAAGAAACAAAACCAGAAGAAAUAAAACCAGAAGAAAUAAAGCCAGAAGAAAGAAAACCAGAAGAAGUAAAACCAGAAGAAAUAAAACCAGGAGAAAUACUUGCAAAACCAGAACAUACCGCAGAAAAUAAAAAAGAAGAAAUUAAAGUUCAAGACACAACAGUAUCUGAAGUAACCACUGAACAACCUAUACAAACCUCUAUUGAAACAAUCCAACAAGUCGUAGAAAAACCAGUAAUAACUGAAUAUCAAAGCGAAGAAAUUGAUACAACUUCCGCCGAUAUACUCCAGCCAGAGAGCGAGAAUUUGGAGGCACUUGUUCCCCAAAUUGAACCUCUCCUGAACUCUUUGAGUCAACUCAGCGCCACUCUUUGCGACAUCGAAACCCAGCCGGUGCCGGAAUUGAAAAAACUCGCCUUGAGCGAUCUACAGAAAUCCUUGAAAUUCAUCGAAGAAACUGUAAGAAACAAAACGAGCGACAUAAGCAAAGACGUGGAGAAUUCCGCCCUGGCCGAAGCGAACAAUACUCUAAUUAUUCUCAACAACUUUAUCCUAUCGGCUCAAAACGAGGAGGAAUUCGUGGAAUCCUUGACGGCUGAGAAUGUUAAAGCUGCUAUUGAGGAACUACGUUUGAGUGUUGUUGUCAUCCCUAAGGAAUCGGAGGUUAAAACUGCUAUGGAGCAUUUGGAAGAAACCGUUAAAAACGUUAUAAAUCUAGUAGAGAAUAUUCCUUUGAAAACAGAAGUGAAAUUAAGAAUACUUUGUUACAUUGAGAAACUCACUGAAGUAGUCGAGAUAUUAAAAUCCGAUUCUACACCUGAACAGUCCGUAAUACUCACUAAAUUGGAAGAUUUGCUGAAGAGUAUCGAAGUUUCCUUAGGCGAUGUGAAAGUUACCAAUGACGUGGAGCAAACUAUAUUAGAAAUAAUUAAUAAUUGCUUGGAUGAGUUUAACGACGUGCUUCAGUUCCUUAAUAAAUACAGUAGAUUAACAGACGAAGAUGUUUUGAAAAGUCUAAGUAAUAAAAACCAGUUACUUAACAACGAAUUGGCGAUCUUACCUCGGGGCUCGCCCAUCGUGGUUCUCGGAGAAAUAAUAAUCUCCAUAGGACAGCAAAUCGUUUCUCUGCUAUCGUUGGAGAAAUCGUCCGCCUGCGCGCCGCUGCAGGAUUUCCAAAUGUCCAUUCAAAACCUGCAGGACUCUUUGAAUUCAGGUGAGUGCAAUUCAGAACGUAUUCCUCAAAAACACUUCCUAUCAGAAAUACGUAGGCCUUUGACCACUUUGCAUUUUAUCGGUGUUACCAUAUUGGAAGAUAAAAAACUAAACUUGUCCCCUAUUGAUAUUCAGCUUUUAGAAAUGGCUAAUUGCACUAUCGCAGAUCUUCGUAAGUUAGUUAAGGACAUCGAUUCGAUGCCUGUGCACGAUUUACAGGAAUACUCGGACAAAUUGAGAACGUUCACCGAAAGCAUUAACCAGGACUCGCAGCUGAAGGACUUUUCCGUGCCGCUCAGCGAUAUUUCGCGGUGUCUCGAAAAGUUCCUGGAUCAAAUCAGAAAGGAGAAAAUCGAAACGAUCGAUCUAGUUAGCGAUCGACUGGAGAAAGUUGCAGUCAAAUUCGGGACGUCCCAAUCGCAAGCCCUCAAGUCCACGGUAACUGAAAAACUCCAACGACCGAUACAAUCGAUAAAACGACGAAUCGCAAACAGUUCAAUAGAAAGUAUAUCGAACGAAGAAUUGAACAACUUCGUUAAAAUCGCCGAUGUUUUGUGCGAUUUGCGGUUGAAUAACGAAAACAUCAGAAACUUUGCGCAGUCUGUUAAUAACAUCCCUUUCCAGGAUGAAUCUGUAUUAAAUGAUUUACAAACUUUAACUGAGAACGUUGAUUUAGCUUAUUUAUUCGCCGAAGAAGAAGAUGCAACGAAUACCAUUGGUGAAGUUAAUACAAAUUUAACGAAUUUAAUCAAGUAUUUAGUACAAGUAAAAUACCAACCUGACGAUAGUAACAUAAAAUUGCUGUACAAUUUGAUGCAGCCCAUUGAGGAACUGCAAGCUGAAUUAGAAAAAUGCAGCAACAUUCAACCGUCUGAAGAAGAAGAAACUAUUUUGAGCUGCCUCAAUAAAUACUUCGUUCAAAUCUACAACAAAGACACCACUUCCAGUAAAAUAGAAGACUUUUUUGAUAUCCUCGAAUCGUUGCAAAAUAAACUGAUCAGCAUUUGCAUGAGAGCCGUAGUUAAACAGAACGACAAAGAAGAAAUACUCAAAGUGAUACUCAAUCCUUUAGAAAAAAUGUGCAAAGGUAUUAUUAAAAUUCAAAACGAGUUUUCUAAUUUGAAAGCUCUGGUCACUGCUCGACGCAAUAUCAAAGAUGUAUCCAAAAUUCUCUGCGAUGAAGAAACCUUACAAAGCCUGUCGAAACCGUUAAUUAGCAUAUCAAAUAAAGUACAAACCAUUAAUAAUUUAGCCACUAUCAAUGAGGAUUUAAUGGAAUUAAGCAGUAGUAUAUCAGUUUUGACCUCAGAAAAUGCCAAUAAUUUAGAUCUGGUGCGAGAAUUGAGUCAACUCCAACAAACUGCCGAUGAUAUUAUUAAAAAUCCUAAUGAAGAAAUGCUGAAGCAACUCCAAAAUCUUGUGACUGCUUUAAAACAAAUAGCCAAAACAAUUCGCUCUCCAAAACCAAGCGAUCAAGUAAAUCCAAGAAUGGUUUUGAAAGAAUCUAUAGAAGAAAUCAAACAAGAAAUUAGCAAUUUACAACAUUCAAUUAUAGAAGAAACUCCUCAACCGAGCAGUGCUCUAAUUUCUGCUCUAGAAUUGUACGAAACAAUCGUAACAGUUCAAGAGAGUUUGGAAAAAGUGAGCGAGUUACCUCUUGAAAAUAACGAAUUAGAGUGCCUUAUUAACAUUCAAAUAUAUUUGGAAAAAAUAGGGAUUGUACUUGUAACAAUAAAGAACUCAAUCCAGAAGCCGGUGUUGCAUACUGUGAGUACAGAAGCUCUAAACUCAGCUAAACAUUGCAUUAAAGAAGCUUUGACGUUUUUAGAGCAAUCUCAACAGCAAUCUGCAUUGAAGGUUGCACUAGAGAAACCUCUUGCAGCAAUGUUGCAGCAAACAGAAGACCUCUUCGAAUUAUCUGCCGUUCCAAUUGAAGACAGUUUAAACACUAUAGAAUCUAUUCUAACUGACGUGAAAUUUGUCGAUGAAAUUCAAGCUUUAGAAGAACCGUUGAAAUUUUUAUCCAAUAGCAUAAGAUAUUUAAUUCCCAGUAUUACAAAUGAAGAUUUUGCUGAAGAAUCUAUAAAGCAAAUUCUAACCAAACAAAACAUACUUUUAAUGGAGUUAAGAUCGCUUUUAACAAACCCCGAAGAAACUUCUAUAGGUUUAAUCGAUAAUUUACAAUUUUUGGAAACCAGUUGCAGCGAAAUUGUAGAUAUUUUUCAAAAUCAUCCCAAAUUAAAAGACUUGUGUGAACCUAAUAAAUUUUUAUCCACAACAAUAUCUCAUCUAUUAAGCAAAAUUAAAAAGCCUCAGCAAGGCGCAGAAAGCUCCAAUAAGGAAUUGGAAAAAUUGUCAGAAUUCUCUGAAAACUUAAUAAACCUUCGAACUGAAUUGGAAAUUCUAAACAUUCACCUUCAAGGCGCAACCAACAUCGAAGAAAGAAAGUUGCUGCUUCUGCUUACCGAAUUAAUCGGUCCUUUGUUUAAUUUAACCAGUCAAUUGGAAGGCGUAAAGGACCUGCAGAAUAUGCCAGGAGAUUUUCAUCGCCACAUCGAAGACGUCUCUAAUGUAUUGCAGAUACUUGUCAACGCCACGAAGAAAAAUAACGAAAAACUGAUGAUAUCAGAACACACUGAAAAAGAAAACCUAAAAAUAAAGCACAUUUUAACUAAACUUGCCAAUAGUCUAUCUAGCGUAUCAUCCAUUGAUACACCGUUUGCGACGGGAAUAAAACUGUUACAUGAUAAAAUCCAGUUUAUAAUUAAACAAACCGAGAUGGAGGAAACUGCAGAAAUUAAAGAAAACAAAAUCGAGAGAAAUGACACGAAAUUAACAAUACAAAUUCUUCAACCUCUAAAAUUAUUAUCAGAAGAAGUUGCCCAACUUAAAGGCAACGUUUCUUCCAUCACAGAUGCUUCACAGCAGGGUGUGUUAUCAGUAGUAGAAAUAUCAGAUUCAUUAAACCAGCUCGCUGAUGCAUUAGAAGACAGUGAGAAAACAUCAGAUGUUACCGUUGAUGAUAUCAAAGAAGAUGCAGUGGAAAAAUCUGUAAGAUUGAAAGAAGAUUUAGAAAAAUUGACUGCAGUAAUUGUAGAAGCAAAAGAAUGUAUGAACAAACCUGAAAUAUUAGAAAAUAAAAAGGAAGCAAUGAAAGCAGCUAUUCUAGCAGUUAGAGAGAAAGUAGAUAACAUUGUGAAUGAGACUAUACCAGAAUGUAAGAACCUUCUAAUUACAGAAGCUCCUUUAAAAUCAUUGGUAGCCAAAUUAGAUGAAGUAGCAGUCCAAUUAGAUAAUGUUGCGGUAAAGAAAGCAGAUGAAGAAAUAUCUGAAACUAAAGAAUCUAGACCAGAUAAGGAAUUAGUGAAACAAAUGCUCCAACCUUUACAACUGUUAUCACAAGAAGUGGCUCUACUCAAAGCCAAUGUUUCUGAUAAUAUUGUUCCCAAUAAACAGGGAGUUUUAUCAGUUAUGCAGUUAUCAGCACCAUUAGAGGAGCUCACGCAAAUAUUAGAUAAUAUCGAAAAAGCAACAGAUAUUCCAGUUGAAGAUAUCAAGCAAGAAAGUAUCGAGAAAUCCGCUAAAUUAAAGGAAAAUCUAGAAAAACUAACAACAGAAAUCGUGAAAACUAAUGAAAAUCUUAACAAACCCGAAAUACUUGAGAAACAAAAGGAAGAAAUGAAGAAAGCUCUUCUAGCAGUUAAGCAAGAAAUAGAACAAAUAUCACAAAACACCCUGCCCGAAUGUAAGAUGCUCCAAAUUUCAGACACGCCUUUAAAAUCUUUUUCCGCAAAAUUAGAAGAAAUAAUAACACAAUUAGAUGAAGUUCCUGCUGAUACACUAGAUACAAAAACAAGCGACAGUAAAGAAGAAAAGAAAGAAAUAACGCUAGUUAAACAACUCCUUCAGCCUUUACAAUUGCUAUCAGAAGAAGUUAAUUUACUAAAAGCCAACAUUUCUGCUGAAACUAAUGUUCCCCAAAAAGGCGUAUUUUCAAUAGCAGAGAUAUCAGCCUCAUUAAAUGACCUUACUCAAACAAUGGAAAGUUGUGAAGAAAUUACAUCUGAAAAUAUCAAGCCAGAGGCGAUUGAAAACGCUGCUAAAUUGCAGCAAGAAAUCGAGAAAUUGACCGCCGUCGUUGUAAAAACGAAUGAAAAUCUUACAAAGCCGGAAAUACUUCAGCAACAACAAGUGGAAAUGAAAAAAGCUAUUGAAGCAGUGAAACAAGAGAUGGUAAAUAGUUUACAAGAAAUUCUACCCGAAUGUAAGAUGCUUCAAACUUCAGAGGUUCCCUUAAAUGCUUUAGUAGCCAAAUUAACCGAAGUUGCAACGGAUUUAGAAGAAGUUCCUAUGGAACAAGUAGAUGAGAAAAUAUAUGAAAAUAAGGAAGAGAGAGCAGACACAAUGCUAGUCAAGCAAAUGCUCCAACCUUUAAAACUCUUAACCGAAGAAGUGACGUUACUCAAAGCUAAUAUUUCUACUAAAGAAGAAACUCCUCAACAAGGAGUGUUAUCAAUUGUAAAUAUAGCAGCUUCAUUAAUUGAUCUUGCCCAAGCAUUAGAAGAUGUCGAAAAUGUAACUGAUGCUUCAGUCGAAGAUAUCAAGCAAGACGCUUUUGAAAAAUCAGCUAAAUUGAAGGAAGAAUUAGAAAGGCUAAUAACAGUUGUUGUAAAAACGAACGAAACUCUUAAGAAACCCGAACUCCUCGAACUACAAAGAGGGGAAAUGCAGAAAGCUGUUCUAUCGGUUAAACAAGAAAUUACAACAAUUGUACAAGAAAUCCUACCCGAAUGUAAGAAACUUCAAGCUUCCGAAAAUCCUCUAGUAACUUUAAGUGCAAAAUUAGAGGAAGUAGCAGCACAACUGGAUGAAAUUCCUCCAGAGAAAGUAGCUCAAGAAAUAUCUGAAACCAAAGAAGAAAGGAAAGAUGUAAGCUUAGUGAAGCAAAUGCUGCAACCGUUGCAAAGGUUAUCGCAUGAAGUAACUUUGUUCAAAGCUAAUAUUUCCACUGAUACAAACCUCCCUACACAGGGAGUAUUAUCAGUACUGGAUAUGGAAGCUCCAUUGAAAGACCUUACUGAAUCAUUGGAAGAAAUCCAAAAGACAACAGAUGUUUCAUUCGAAGAUACCAAGCUAGAAACCAUAGAGAAAACUGCAAAAUUGAUGAAAGAAAUAGAAAAACUAAAGGCAGUAAUUGUAACAACGAAUCAAAGUUUAAACAAACCCGAAAUAAUAGAACAACAAAAAUGUGAAAUGAAAAACGCCAUUCUUGCAAUAAAACAAGAAUUAGUUAAGUGCUUGCAAGAAGUGCUACCUGAAUGCAAGAUGCUUCAAAUAUCCGAAACACCUUUAAAAACUUUAACUGCGAAAUUAGAGGAAGUAGCAGUAAAAUUAGAUGAAACUCCAGUUGCAGUAAAAACAGAUAAAGACGUUACUAAAAGGAAGGAAGAGAGAAAUGAUGCAAUAUUAGCUAAACAAAUGCUUCAGCCUUUACAAAUGCUAUCAGAAGAAGUAGCUUUGCUUAAAUCUAACAUUUCCACAGACACAAACGCUCCUAAGCAGGGUAUAUUAUCAAUUGUAGAAAUAUCAGCAUCAUUAAAUGAUCUUAAAGAAACGUUAGAAAAUUUCGAUAAGGCUACCGAUAUUUCAAUGGAAGAUGCCCAGAGGAGCACUAUCGAGAAAUCAACUAAAUUGAAAGAUGAAUUAGAAAGAUUAACAGCAGUGGUUGUUAAAACGAACGAAACUCUUAAAAAACCUGAACUGCUAGAACAACAAAGGGGAGAAAUGCAACAAGCUGUUUUAUCUGUCAAGCAAGAAGUAGUGAAGAUAGUUGAAGAAAUACUGCCAGAAUGCAAGACGCUUCAAAUUUCAGAAACUCCUCUCGUAUCUUUAGCAGCAAAAUUAGACGAAGUUGCUGCGCAAUUAAUUGAAAUUCCUCCGCCAGAAAUAGUUGAUAAAGAAAUUGAUGAGCCUAAAGACGAGGGAAAAGCCACUUCGCUAGUAAAACAAAUAAUUCAACCUUUGCAAAUGCUAUCGGAGAAAGUGUCUUUACUCAAAUCGAAUAUUUCAACAGACAUUGAACUCCCUCAGAAAGGCAUACUAUCAAUUGUAGAAAUAGAAACCUCAAUUAAUGACCUUACUCAAACACUAAAAGAUGUCGACACGACAGCAGAUACUUCAAUAAUUAGAGAUGACGAGAAAGAAGCAACUGAAAAAUCCGCUAAAAUGAAGGAAGAAAUAGAGAAACUGGCAGCCAUAAUUGUACAAACAAACGAAUGUCUCAAGAAACCUGAAUUGCUUGAGCAACAGAAAGUCGACAUGAAACAAGCAAUUCUUUCGGUUAAAGAAGAAGUAGAAAAAAUGGUUUUAGAAACUUUGCCCGAAUGUAAAAAGCUUCAAAUAUCAGAAACUCCUCUAAAAUCAUUGGCAGCAAAAUUAGAAGAACUAGCCUCACAAUUAGACGAAAACCUUAUUGAGAAACCAAAGGAAGAAAUCGCUAAAACUAAAGGAGAUAGAAAUGAUACAGUGCUACUAAAACAAAUGCUCCAGCCAUUACAAAUGUUAUCAGAAGAAGUAAACUUCCUCAAAGCUAACAUUUCCUCAAAGUCAGACGUUCCUCAACAUGCAGUAUUAUCAAUUGUAGAAAUAUCAACAUCUCUAAAAGACCUUGCUCAAACUUUAGAAGAUGCAGAGAAGGCAGCUGAUAUAACAGCUGAAGACAUCAAGCAUGAUACUGUUCAGAAAACUGCAAAAUUAAAGGAAGAAUUAGAAAUGUUAACAGCAGUGAUCGUGAAAACAAAUGAAAGCCUUACGAAACCAGAAAUACUUGAGAAACAAAAGGGGGAAAUGAAAAAAGCCGUUUUAGCGGUCAAGCAAGGAGUAGAGAAAAUUACAAAUGAAACAUUACCCGAAUGUAAAAAGCUACAAAUAUGUGAAAUUAGUCUAAAUUCUUUGGCCGCAAAAUUGGGUGAAGUAGCCGAGCAAUUAGAAGUGAAACCUAUAGAGAAGAAAGAUGCGGAAUUGAUUGAAAUUAAAGUAGAAAAAAAUGUUAAGAUGGUUGCUAAACAAAUGCUGCAACCUUUGCAACAUUUAUCAGAAGAAAUUAUUCUACUCAAAGCCAAUAUUUCUUUAAAUACUAACCUUCCUCAAAAAGGAGUAUUAUCCGUAAUAGAUAUCUUAGCUUCAUUAAAAGAGCUUUCUCAAACGAUAAAAGACUUGGAAAAUUCAAGCGACAUUACUGGUGAAGAAGUAAAACAAGAGACUUUGGAAAAAACCGCUAAAUUAAAGGAUGAGCUAUGUAAGCUCACAGCAGUGGUUGUAAAAACGAAUGAGUGUCUUAAUAAACCUGAAAUAAUGGAACAACAAAAGGGAGAAAUGAAGAAAGCAAUUUUAGCUGUUAUACAAGAAGCAGAAAAAGUGGCUCAAGAAACAUUAAAUGAAUCUAAAAGUCUUCAAAUUUUAGAAGCUCCUCUAAGUUUAUUAGCAGUCAAAUUAGAAGAAAUAAUAAAAGAAUUAGAUAAAACUUCUGAGGUGGCAGCAGAAAAAGAAAUACCAAUAAAGGCAGACACGACUGAAGAAGUACCAGCAGAAUUAGAAAAAGUGACUGAGACUUUGGAAAAAGCAAAAGAAGUAAAGAAAGACAACAAACUAUUAAAACAGAUGCUUCAACCUUUACAAAAGCUAGCUGAAGAAGUAGCUUUAUUGAAAGCCAAUAUUUCUACAGACAUAAACAUUCCUCAGCAAGGUGUUCUAUCAAUUACAGAAAUUUCAACUUCAUUGAACAGUUUUACUGAAACACUGGAUAAAAUUGGAAAGACAACUGAUGUUGCUGGUGAAGAAGUCAAACCAGAAACUAUGGAAAAAGCCGUUGAAUUGCAACAAAAGUUAGAUAAACUUACAGCAAUUGUUGUAAAAACUAAUGAAAGCCUUAAUAAACCAGAAGUGCUUGAACAGCAGAAAAAAGAAAUGAAAAAUGCUGUCCUUGCUGUUAAACAUGAAUUAGAAAAAAUUGUCCAAGAAGCCAAACCCGAUUGUCUUCAAAUAUCUGAAACGCCUCUCAACUCAUUAACAGCAACAUUAGAAGAAGUAGCGAUAAAGAUAGAUGAAGUGCCUGCAGAAGCAGUUGAAAAAGUAAUUUCCGAAAUAAAUGAAGAGAGGAAGGACACGAUAGUAGUAAAACAAAUGCUCCAACCUCUACAAAUAUUAUCUGAAGAAGUAUCAUUACUUAAAGCUAACAUUUCCACAGACAAACAAAUUCCUCAAAAGGGAGCACUUUCCAUAACAGAAAUAUCAGCUCCAUUAAAUGAGCUUACUCAAACUUUGGAGGAUAUAGAAAAGGCAGAGGCAGAUGUUUCGGUAGAAGACACCAAAGAAGGCGCUGUUGAAAAAACUGCCAAAUUUAAAGAAAAAGUAGAAAAGCUUACAUCAGUAAUCGUCAAAACCAACGAAUGUCUUAAGAAGCCCGAAACACUUGAACAACAAAAAGAAGAAAUGAAGAAUGCCAUUCUAGCCGUUAAAGAAGAAGUAGUGAAGAGUGUACAAGAAAUGCUACCCGAAUGCAAGAAGCUUCAAAUUUCAGAAACUCAUCUAAAAUCACUAGCAGCGAAGUUAGAUGAAAUAGUGAUCCAACUAGAUGAAGUUCCUGCUGAGAAAAAGGAUGAAAUAAUUACUGAAACUAAAGAGAGAAAUGACACGAUACUUGUUAAACAAAUACUCCAACCUUUACAAAUGUUAUCAGAAGAAGUAACUUUACUACAAACCAGCAUUUCAACCGAUACUGAUAUCCCUAAACAAGGGGUAUUAUUAGUAGCAGAAAUUGCUACUCCUGUACAUGCUCUUACUGAAACAUUGGAAAGUAUCAAUAAGACACAACAGAUCACAGAUGAAGAUGUUAAGUCGGAGGUCAUUGAAAAUACUUCUAAACUCCAUCAAGAAUUAAACACAUUGACAGCAGUGAUUGUAAAAACGAAUGAAAAUCUUAAAAAACCCGAAAUACUCGAACAGCAAAAAAGUGAAAUGAAGAAGGCUAUUCUAGCUGUUAAACAAGAAAUAGAAAUAAUUUCGCAAACAACUCUUCCCGAAUGUAAAGUACUUCAGACUUCAGAAGCUCCUCUAAGAUGCUUGGCUGCGAAAUUGGAACAAGUAAUACUUCAAUUAGAAGAAGCAACUAUCCAGAAAGGUGAUGAAGAAAUAGCCAGCGUGAAGGACGAGAGAAAUGAUACAAGAAUGGUUAAUCAAAUGCUCCAACCUUUGCAAACAUUAUCGAACCAAUUAAAUCUUCUAAAAGCCAAUAUUUCUACCAACAAAAACGUUCCCAGUCAAGGAGUAUUAUCGAUUAUUGAAAUAUCACCUCCAAUAAAUGACCUUACAAAAACUUUAGAAAAUAUUGACAACAAAGUUGAUGUUUCAGUGGAAGACAGUAAACAAGAGAAUAUUCAAUCAGUUAUUCAAUUAAAAGAAGAUUUAGAAAAAUUAACAGCUGUGAUUGUGAAUACCAAUGCAACUCUUGAAAAACCUGAAAUACUUGAAAUCCAAAAAGAAUCUAUGAAAAACGCUGUUCUUGCAGUUAAACGAAGUGUAGAGAAAAUUAGUCAAGAAACUCUUCCGGAAUGUAAGAGACUACAAAUCUCAGAAAGUCCUCUAAAAUCAUUGAGUGCAAAAUUAGAAGAAGUAGCAACGCAAUUAAACGAAGUUCCUUCUCAAAAACUAGAUGAAGAAGUUGCUGAAACUUCAGAGGUCAGAAAAGACAAGACCUUAAUAACCCAAAUACUUCAACCUUUACAAUUAUUAUCCAACGAAGUAGCUCUGCUCAAAGCCUCAAUCUCAGUAAAUACCGAUGUCCCUCAGCAGGGAGUUUUAUCAGUAGUAGAAAUAUCAGAUUCAUUAAACGAAGUUACACAAACAUUAGAAGAUAUCGUGGAAACGAGUGUUACUGCCGAAGAUGCUACAGCAGCACAAGAUUCUAGAGCAACUGCAGCAUUAAAAGAAAAACUAGAAAAACUAACAGCGGUUAUUAAGAAAGCGCAUGAAAACUUUAAGAAACCCGAAAUAAUUGAACUACAAAAAGGAGAAAUGAAACACGCCAUUCUGGCUGUUAAAUGUGCAAUAGAAAAAGUUGCACAAGUGACGCUACCGGAAUGUAAGAAGCUUCAAGUGUCUGAAAUUUCUCUUAAAACUCUAGCAGCAAAAUUAGAGGAAGUUGCAACACAAUUAGAAGAAGUUCCCGCAGAAGUACAUGAAAAAAUGGAAGAAAGAAAUGACAAGAAAGUAAUUAAGCAAUUGCUUCAGCCUUUACAACUCUUAUCAGAAGAAGUUGAUUCACUAAAAACUAAUAUUUCCACAAAUAUUGAUAUUCCUCAACAAGGAGUGUUAUCAGUUAUUGAAAUCUCAGCUUCAGUUAAUGGGCUUUCUCAAUCAUUAGAAGAAAUCGCUAAAGUAAUUGAUGCUAAUGGUGAAGAUGCUAAACAAGAAACAGUUGAAAAAUCGGUGAAGUUAAAGGAAAAUCUAGAAAAACUAACGGCAGUAAUUGUAAAAACGAACGAAAGUAUUAAAAAUCCUGAAAUACUUGAACAACAAAAAGCAGAAAUGAAGAAAGCUAUUCUUGCUGUUAAACUCGAACUGGAGACAAUGACACAACAAACGCUGCCUGAAUGCAAGGUGCUUCAAGUUUCAGAGACCCCUAUAAAAACCCUAGCAGGAAAAUUAGAAGAAGUAGUUGCAGAAUUAGAUAAGAUUCAUGAAGAUGAAGCCGAAAAAGAAAUUCCUGCAGCACAAUUAGCAAAAGAAAUUUUAACAUUGAAAGAAGAUAGAAAAGAUACAGCCGUUGUAAAGCAAAUACUACAACCUUUGCAACUGUUGUCUGAGGAAAUAACUCUACUCAAAUUCAAUGUAUCUACUAACUCUGAUAUUCCUCAACAGGGAGUCUUAUCAGUAGUAGAAAUAUCAGCUUCACUAAAUGACCUUACACAAACAUUAGAAGAAAUCGAUAACACAGCAGACUUAACAGUAGAAGAUGCCAAGGAAGAGUCCAUCGAGAAAGCAGCUAAAUUAAAGGAAGAACUAGAAAGCUUAACAGCAGUAAUCGUAAAAACUAACGAGAGCCUUAAUAAACCAAAAAUUCUUGAACAACAGAAAGCAAAUUUGAUCAAAGCAGUUUUGGCUGUCAAGCAAGAAAUCGAAAAUAAUGUUCAAUUUACACUGCCCGAUUGCCAGAAGCUUCAAAUUUCUGAAACUCCUCUUAAAACGUUAGCAUCCAAAUUAGGUGAAGUUGCAGCACAAAUAGAUGAGGUGAAAGUAGACGAAGAUAUUUGCGAAGCUAAAGAAGAUUUGAAAGACACGUUACUAGUGAAGCAAAUGCUGCAACCUCUGCAACUCUUGUCAGCACAAGUAGCUACACUUAAGGCCAACAUUUCUACUAAUACUGAAGUUCCUAAACAAGGAGUUCUUUCAGUCGCUGAAAUAUCAGAUUCUUUGAAAGAUCUUACUAAAACAUUAGAAGAAAUUGAAACAACAGCUGAUAUUUCAGCACAAGAAAAUAUUCAGGUUGCAGAACACCUGAGAGAAGAACUAGAAAAACUGACAGCAGUAAUAGUAAAUACGAAUGACAAUCUUCAAAAGCCUAAAAUACUAGAAGAACAAAAACAAGAAAUGAAGAAAGCUAUUUUAUCCGUUAAACAAGAAGUAGAAAAAAUCGUCCAAGAGACACUACCCGAUUGCAAGAAGCUUCAAGUAUCAGAAUCUCCUCUAAGAUCAUUAGUAGCUAAACUAGAUGAAGUAGCAAUACAAUUAGAAGGUGUGGAUGAAAAUAAUAAAGAAGCACAAGAGAGGAUAGACACGAAACUAAUCAGACAGAUUCUUCAACCUCUACAAAUGUUAUCUGAAGAAGUCGCUUUACUGAAAUCCAACAUUCAUACAAACACCGACGUUCCUCAGCAGGGAACACUUUCAAUUAUAGAAAUAUUUCCUUCUUUGGCCACCCUUACCCAAACAUUAGAAGAAAUAGCAAUAACUUCUGAUGUUACUAUCGAAGAUGCUAAGCCAGAAACCGUAAACAAAACUGUAAAAUUGCAUAAGGAAUUAGAAAAAUUGGUAGCAGUAAUCGUAAAAACCAACGAAAGCAUUAAGAAACCAGAAAUAAUCAACCAGCUAAAAGGAGACAUGAAGAACGCCGUGCUUGCUGUUAAGCAAGAAAUUGAAAAUGUCGUUCAAGAAACGCUUCCAGAAUGUAAGAAGCUUCAAAUCUCAGAGAACCCGCUAAAAUCAUGGGCAACACAAUUGGAAGAAGUAGCAACGCGAUUAGAAGAGGUUUCUGCAGAAGACAGAAAGGACACCUUGCUAAUUAAACAGAUGCUCCAGCCUCUGAAACUCUUAUCAGAAGAAAUUAACCUGCUCAAAGCAAAAAUAACCACCGACACAAACGUUCCUCAACAUGGCGUACUAUCAGUUAUAGAAGUGUCAGAUUCCUUAAACAACCUUAACGAAUCAUUGGAAGACAUCGAGAAGAAAACUGAUGUAACCACUGAAGAUGCUAAACAAGAGGCGGUUGAAAAGACAGUUAAAUUCAAGAAAGAGUUAGAAAAACUAACUUUGGAAAUCGUAGAGUUGAACGAAAACCUUCUAAAGCCGGAAAUCAUCGAUAAACGCAAAGAUCAAGUAAGAAACGCGAUUUUAGCUGUGAAAGAACAAGUGGAACGAAUGGUUUUAGAAAUCGUUCCAGAAUGUAAGAGGCUCCAAAUAUCCGAGGUUCCUCUGGUGAUCUUCUCCGCUAAACUAGAUGAAAUAGCUGGAGAUAUGGCGCAUACGCCUCCAACACUACCUAAGGAUAUUGUAGAUAGUGUUUGUAAUUCAUUCAAUAAAAUGAAAUAUCGACUCCAGGAUGCUAAGAACGUACCUUGCUUAAUAAACGCAGCUUUCCAGGAUUUAUCCAGCAUAUCCAACACGCUGUCUGUUUUGGAAAAUAAAUUAAAAUCCGAAAUUCCAAGUCUUGUAGAUGAGAGUUUGGUGGAACAUCUCUUACAUUUAUCAGGAUUGUUUGAAGAUUUGGACAAAUCACUGGAACUUGUACUAACUGUUCCUCUCGAAUCAUGCGUUCAGAAUGUAAUAGCAUCUACUGUCUCAACAAACACCAAUUUAACAAGAAUUAAUAUCUUGCUCAGCAAUUACUAUUCAAACGCUAUUACAGCACCAUUAGAGUUCGUCGGGUUGAAGAUUAAUGCGUUUUUGGAGAAUUUGCAAGGUGUUCCGAAAACUCUAUCUAAAAUCAACUCCGCCAAAAUCGAAAUUUGCAGAUUGCUCGAUUUCUACAAAGCCAUCCACUUCGAUGGGAAGGUGAAAGAUGCAGAUUUGAAAGAAUUUUCCGGCAUACACGAAAGCCUAUUCGGGAUAAUUGAACUCAUCAACAGCAACUCAUUAGAUUCUCCAGCAGUGGAAACUCUGGAGAAGAUUGCAGAAUGUUUGAAUACCAUUUCUAAAGAAAGCGAAGCUACUAAGAUUUUAAGCAAGCUGAAAUCUUCGAAAGAAAACCUCGAACAGGAAGUUACUAACAUAAAAGUUACUGGCCUACUCACCGAAACUGAGAAAUUGAUUAAAAAGUUAAUUAAAUACUCGAUGGCAAUCGAGGAUAGAUUGAACAACAGACAAGACAUCGAAACCAUUAAGCUUCUGAAAAUGCCCGUAUCACAAUUAGCCGAAGAGCUUCAAAUGUUGAACAAGAAGCUUUCAAAAUCGGCCAAGUACAUCACGCCUUUGAAAAAAAUGCGAGAAGCUGCAAACAGCUUCAACGAUAACUUAAUUCUGAUCGAAAAGUCCACCGUUAGCGAGAUUCCGAAUAUUCCAGCACCUUUACUGGCUGAAUUGGAGAAUCUGGUUUCACCUUUGGAGGAAUUGCUGAUAGAAUUCGUCAAACUCAAUUCUGCAGCAGAUAAACCGCAAGCUAAUGCGCUCGAAUCGUUACAAAAAACCUUCAAGAAAGUUGCAAGUAAAAUAGAAAUCCUGCAAGAAAUACUGAAAACUAAUGAUGCUUACGAUACUGUUUUAUUAAAACCUUUGACGAACAUUAAGCAGGCUCUUGAAGAUUUCGAAGCUAAGAUUACGCAAGAAGUAAUAGCUGAAAGGGAAGAAAAGCUAUCGAAGCACUUAGAACCUCUCAUGAAUGUUAACAAAGCUGUUGAUAAUCUUAAAGAAGAUAUUGGACUCAUGUCCAAACCUCUUGAUUUGUUAACGACAAUUACAACAAUCAAGAGUCCUGCAGAGAAGAUUAUUAAUGAAAUUAAAUCCGCCGAUCUUGAUGCUGACUUAGAUGCAUUAUUAACCAACAUGCAGGAGCCAACUAAUUCGUUGGCUAAGCUAAUUAAUAAUGUCAAUAGCAUAAUGACCGAUGGGGAUAUUUUGCAAAUAGAAUUACCCACAAUCUCGGAAACUCUAAAGGGGAUUAUAGGCAAUUUGAUGCAACCAGAACUUCUAAAGAAACAUAAACUGGAUGAAAUUAUGCAAGAGUUUAUAAAUGUUUUAGAGACAAUUAUUGAAGAAACUAACAAAGAAAGACAAGAUUAUAAAGUACUGACUGCUGUAAUUUCUUCUGGGAAUAAUUUAAACCAAUCAAUAACCAGUUUACCUGAGAAUGUACUUCUUCAAGCUCUAGCAAAACUUCCAGAAUCUCUGAAUCUUCUUAAAAGCAAUUUCCAACUCGCUAGAGAAAUUGUGUACAGCAACGACUUCCCUAGACCCUAUUCUGAGGAAUUAAAUAAUCUCGGGGACGCUUUUGCUAGCCUGACUUUGUUGCUAGAAGACGUGAAGGAUAAUCCAGAAACUGUGAAAUACGAUACAGAGAUAAAACUGCUGCUAAUGAGCUCGAAAUCGCCAUUGGAAAAGCUUUGCUCAGCGUUGGUUCUUAACGAGAAAAUGGAAAUAUUAUCACAAACUUUCAACAUGUUUCUUCGAGAUUUGAUUGAAGUAGAAAAGGAAAUUGAUAAGCAAAUUUUGAAACGAAGAAACGACUACUUGUUUGCAGAAGCCCUGCAAAAAUCCGUUGUUGAAUUUAAAACUGGCAUAGUAAAAGAAGGAAACAAAUUAAAUAUUUUGGUAAACAGUUUGAGCAUUCUUCAAGAAACUCUGAACGAUCAAAUGAAAUUGAUAGAUAUCACUAAAGAAGAUUUACCUCAAACUCUAACUAACUCGAUUAAAUUGAGUGAAAUAAUCGAUAAUUGCAGAGAAAAUAUACCAAAGGACACACAAUUAGUAUAUUAUCUUGACGAAUUGAAAAGAAGCAUGGAAAUAACUAUUGAAACUACAAAUUCUUACGAAUUUUUAAAACCAAUAAACUCUGCUCUGGCUAUUUUACUUGAUGACAUAAAAAUGAUUUUAAAAGAAUUUGUGAAGGAAGCUGUUGAUGAACUACAAAUUGAAGAAGAAAUGGAAGAGGAGCCAAAGGCAGAAGAAAAGAAAGAGGAAGUACAGAGCGAAGAAGCAAAUAAUGAAGAGAAAAUAUUAGAGGAGUUAGAACGGAGUAAAGAAAAAGAUGAAGAAAUAGAGAAAAGAAAUAAAGAAAUUGAAGAAGUAGAAAAAAAGACGACAGAAGAAGCUAAGGAGCUAGAAAGGCAAAAGGAAGAAACUGAAGAAGAUAAAAGUAGAAAAGAGGCCGAAGAAAAUGAUCAGAAAAUAAAAGAAGCUGAGGAGGUUGAAAAGGAAAAGAACGAAGCAAAAGAAGAAGUAAGGAAACAAGAACUAGAAGAGGCCGAAAAGAAGAAAAUAAAUGAUAAGGAAGCAGAAACGAAAAAGAAAAAGACUGAACAAGAGAUGAUUAAAACAGAGGCCGAAGAGAAAGAAUUAAAAAUUCAAGAAGCUGCGGAAAAUGAAACUCGACAAAGGGAAACUGAAGAGGCCGAAAAGAAAAAGACGGAAACAAUAAAAGAAGAAGAAAGAAAACUAGAAUUAGAUGAUGCAGAGAAGAAAAAGAAUGAGGCCAAGGAAGCAGAAAUGAAGAACAAAAAGACCGAGGAAGAUAAUAUUAAAAAAGAGGCUGAAGAAAAGGAACUGAAACUGAAAGAGACGGAGGAAGCAGAGGAAGAAAAAAGAAAACAAGAGAAGGAAGCAGAAGAAGAUAAAAUCAUACGGGAAUUAGAAGAAGCCGAAAUGAAAAAGAGAGAGGCUUUAGAAGCAGAAAUGAAAAAGAAGGAAGAGGAAGAAGAGAAGAACAAUAAACGAGAUUUAGAAGAAGCUGAGAUUAAAAAGAAAGAGGCUAUAGAAGCCGAAAAGAAAGAGAAAGAGACUUUAGAAGAAGAAAAGAAAAAGAAGGAAGCAGGAGAGGAAGAAAAGAAAAAACAAGAAUUAGAAGCAGCUAAGAAAACGAAAGAGGCCAAAAAAGUAGAAAAGAAAAAGAAAGAAGCGGAAGAAAAGGAAAAGAAAAAACAGGAAUUAGAAGAAGCCGAGAAGAAAGAGAAUUUAGAAGCAGAAAAGAGAAAGAAGGAAGCAGAAGAAGAAGAAAAGAAAAAACGAGAAUUAGAAGAGGCUGAGAUUAAAAAGAAAAAGAAAGAAGCGGAAGAAAAGGAAAAGAAAAAACAGAAAUUAGAAGAAGCCGAGAAGAAAGAGGAAGAAGCUUUGGAAAAAGAAAGGAAAGAGAAGGAAGCAGAAGUUGAGGAGAAGAGAAAACAAGAAUUAGAAGAAGCCGAAAAGAAAAAGAAAGAGGCUUUAGAAGAAGAAAAGAAAAAGAAGAAAGCAGAAGAGGAGGAAAAGAAAAAACAAGAAUUAGAAACGGCUAAGAAGAAGAAAGAGGCCAAGGAAGCAAAGAAAAAAGCGGAAGAAGAGGAGAAGAAAAAACACGAAUUAGAAGAAGCCGAGAAGAAAAAGAAAGAGGCUCUAGAAGCAGAAAAGAAAAAGAAGGACGUUGAAGAAGAGGAGAAGAAAAAACGAGAAUUAGAAGAGGCUGACAUUAAAGAGAAAGAGGCUAUAGAAGCCGAGAUUAAAAAGAAAGAGGCUGUAAAAGCCGAAAAGAAAAAGAAGGAGGCUGUAGAAGAAGAAAUGAAAAAGAAGGAAGCAGAAGAGGAGGAAAAGAAAAAACAAGAAUUAGAAACAGCUGAAAAGAAGAAAGAGGCCAAAGAAGCAGAAAAGAAAAAGAAAGAAGCGGAAGAAGAAGAGAAGAAAAAACGAGAAUUAGAAGCUGAAAUGAAAAAGAAAGAGUCUAUAGAAGCGGAGAUUAAAAAGGAAGAAGCUAUAGAAGCCGAAAAGAAAAUGAAAGAUAUUUUAGAAGAAGAAAGGAAAAAGAAGGAAGCAGAAGUUGAGGAGAAGAGAAAACAAGAAUUAGAAGAGGCUGAGAAGAAAAAGAAAGAGGCUUUAGAAGCAGAAAUGAAGAAGAAGGAAGCGGAAGAAGAGGAGAAGAGAAAACAAGAAUUAGUAGAGGCUGAGAAGAAAAAUAAAGAGGCUUUAGAAGCAGAAAAGAAGAAGAAGAAGGAAGCGGAAGAAGAGGAGAAGAAAAAGAAAGAAGCAAUUGAAGAAGAAAUAAAAAAGAAGGAAGCAGAAGAAGAGGAGAAGAGAAAACAAGAAUUAAAAGAAGCUGAGAUUAAAAAGAAAGAGACUAUAGAAGCCGAGAAGAAAAAGAAAGAUGCUUUAGAAGAAGAAAGGAAAAAGAGGGAAGCAGAAGUUGAAGAGAAAAGAAAAGAAUUACAAGAAGCUGAGAAGAAAAAGAAAGAGGCUUUAGAAGCAGAAAAGAAAAAGAAGGAAGCGGAAGAAGAGGAGAAGAGAAAACAAGAAUUAGAAGAAGCUGAGAAGAAAAAGAAAGAAGCCAAAGAAGCAGAAAAGAAAAAGAAGGAAGGUGAAGAAGAGGAGAAGAAAAAACGAGAAUUAAAAGAAGCUGAGAUGAAGAAGAAAGAGGCUAUAGAAGCAGAGAAGAAAAAGAAAGAGGCUUUAGAAGAAGAAAAGAAAAAGAAGGAAGCAGAAGAGGAGGAAAAGAGAAAACAAGAAUUAGAAAAAGCUGAGACGAAAAAGAAAGAGGCUUUAGAAGCCGAAAAGAAAAAGAAGGAGGUCAAAGAAGCAGAAAAGAAAAAGAAGGAAGCGGAAGAAGAUGAGAAGAAAAAACGAGAAUUAAAAGAAGCUGAGAUGAAGAAAAAAGAUGCUAUAGAAGCAGAGAAGAGAAAGAAAGAGGCUUUAGAAGAAGAAAAGAAAAAGAAAGAAGCUUUAGAAGAAGAAAAGAAAAAUAAGGAAGUGGAAGAAGCUGAGAAGAAAAAACAAGAAUUAGAAGAAGCUAAGAAGAAAAAGAAGGAGGCCAAAGAAGCAGAAAAGAAAAAGAAAGAAGCAGAAGAGCAGGAAAAGAAGAAGAAGGAAGCGGAAGAAGAGGAGAAGAAAAAACAAGAAUUAAAAGAAGCUGAGAUGAGGAAGAAAGAGGCUAUAGAAGCAGAGAAGAAAAAGAAAGAGGCUUUAGAAGAAGAAAAGAAAAAGAAGGAAGCAGAAGAGGAGGAAAAGAGAAAACAAGAAUUAGAAAAAGCUGAGACGAAAAAGAAAGAGGCUUUAGAAGCAGAAAAGAAAAAGAAGGAGGUCGAAGAAGCAGAAAAGAAAAAGAAGGAAGCGGAAGAAGAUGAGAAGAAAAAACGAGAAUUAAAAGAAGCUGAGAUGAAGAAGAAAGAUGCUAUAGAAGCAGAGAAGAGAAAGAAAGAGGCUUUAGAAGAAGAAAAGAAAAAGAAGGAAGCAGAAGAAGAGGAGAAGAGAAAACAAGAAUUAGAAGAAGCUGAGAAGAAAAAGAAAGAGGCUUUAGAAGCAGAAAAGAAAAAGAAGGAGGCCAAAGAAGCAGAAAAGAAAAAGAAGGAAGGGGAAGAAGAGGAGAAGAAAAACCGAGAAUUAAAAGAAGCUGAGAUGAAGAAGAAAGAGGCUAUAGAAACAGAAAAGAAAAAGAAAGAAGCGGAAGAAGAGAAGAAAAAACGGGAAUUGGAAGAAGAUGAAGCCGAGAAGAAAAAGAAAGAAACAGAAAAGAAAAAUAAGGAAGCGGAAAAAGAGAAAAAGAAAAAUCAAGAAUCAGAAGAAGCCAAGAAGAAGACGAAAGUGGCCAAUGAAGCAGAAAAGACAAAGAUUGUGGGCGAUAAAAUUAUAAGAGAAACCGAAGAAAAAGAAAAGAAAACGAAAGAGGCAGAAAAUGAACUAAGCGAAAUUGCAGAAAAAUCAUCCGUAUCUAAAAAGAAAAAAGUUGACGGUAAAGACAAAAUUAAAAAAGAUGGCAUGGAAAUUGAAGACAAAAAACGAAAUGCCAUUGAGGAGGAAGAUAUAACGGGAACAACUGAUUCUGCAGUUGAAAAAAGAAAGGAAACUGUUAAAAAAAUUAAAACGAAGAAAAAGGAAACUGAUGAAAUAAGUAAAAACAAGAAUGAUAUGGAAACAACAGAAACGGGUCUCAUAAUCGCACCAGACAAACCAAUUAAGAGAAUCGAAAAAGAUGAAGAUGAAGAUAAUUUCGAAAUUGACACAAAAAAGAAACGCACUCAAGACGAUAUAAUUCAAUCAAAAUUAGAAAAGAAACAUGCAACAAAAGAACAUCGUAAACUAAAAGAAUACACAGACAUAAAAGAAACUAAAAUAAAGCAACACGAAGAUUUAUCAAUUUCGUCAAGACCAGUUCACGAAGAAACCGAUUAUCAAACAAUUAAAAAACCACCUUAUGAAGUGAAAUCCAAAAUCACAGACACUACUCGAGCAGUAACCGACAAUCUAGACAGCUACAAACCAACCCAUUACCAAGGCGCCACCUACAUUGGCAGAAAACCAUUCUUCACAACCGGUUUGAGAAACACCUCAACAACCAUCGGCCAAACCACCCAGUUAUCCUGCAAUUUAGUACCAGACGAAAACACGCGCGUAAUCUGGCUCAAAAACGACCAACCCCUAGAAGACAGCCCCAAACGAAGAACCACCUUCACCAACAACACAGCAACCCUGGAAUUAACCGACGUUACCACAACAGACAGCGGAGAGUACUCUUGCAUAGCCAAAAAUAACCACGGCGAGUCGGUGAGCUUCGCCUACUUGGAAAUCACAGACGAACCAGAACCAUCUCCCCAACCACCGCCAGCAUUCACCAGGACCAUUACAGACCACUACAAGGUAUCCAGCGACGAAAUGAACCUGGAAUGCAGGAUCAGGAGCGCCCGCAGGCCCGACGUGCGUUGGUACAAAGACGGUCGCGAGCUGUCCCCCUCUUCGAGGUACUCGCAGAGCUACCUCUCCGACGGCGUUUGCCGACUAACCAUCGCGAAGCCGGAGCGAUCGGACAGCGGCCGCUACUCCUGCCGAUUGGACGACGGCCUGUGGAGCGACCAGCUCUCCUACGACUUCAAAUUCGACGGCAAGCGGGAGUACAUUCGCCGCAAGGCGUUCCGAGACAGCUCGGCCAGAACGACGCGCCCGUACUUCCCGGCCAUCAUGACCGACAGCUACGUCCCGACGGGCGGCACCAUGGCCUUGCAAGUGGAGGUCAAAGGCAGCCCCUUGAACGUGUUUUGGUACAGGGAGAGCCUGAGACUGGCCGGCUCGUCGACGAGGCACACCAUCUUCAGCGAGAGGAACGUGCACACGUUGCUCAUUCCGAACGUGAACGAGUACGAGGCCGGGAAGUACGUCUGCAGGGCCGUUUAUCACCAGGGUAGCACGGAAACGUCUGCGUACGUUCAGGUGGUGCCGGCGUGCACGCCGCACGGGAAGCCCGCCAUGUUCUUGUCCAGGCCGGAUAAAAUUCUCAGUUUGCGCGAAGGCGACGACAUCGUCGUCUCGUUUCGAGUUACCGGCGAUCCUAAGCCUACAGUUACGUGGAUGAAGGGGCUUAGAGAUAUCACGACUGCGAUGAGAUCGUAUAAAGAGAAAUCCGACGAUUACAUGCGAUUGACGUUAAAACGAAUAACGGCAGACGAUGCGGGAACUUACUGUAUUUUGGCCAAAAAUCGUUACGGUUGCGAUAGGGCCUUUUUCACCGUUCGCUUAAGAGAUAGAGCAAGAUCCUUAACACCUGUCCGAAACCAGUACGGUGUCGAUGCGCAUUCUUAUCACGAAAUGUACAGAGAAACCGAUGUACCGCAACCGAUCUCCAGCCCGCCCGUUGUCAUCGAAACCGGCAGAAACUGGCUGUGCCUCUCCUGGGGCAAGCCGGAGCAGACAUCGGCCGCUCCGGUGCUCGCUUAUCGCGUCGAAAUGUGGACCAGAGGCGCCGAGGGGGCCCGUUGGACCGAAAUCGGCGUGACGCCCUUGAGCAGCUUCGACGUUUUCAAUUUGAAGCCCGACACCGAGUACCAGUUCAGGGUGACGCCGAGGAACCGGUACGGAUGGGGCGAGAGCGUGCAAGGCGACGUCACGACCCUCGGCAAGCCCACCAGUUUGCCGGAAUUCGUCAAAAUACUGCCCGGCCAGUGCAAGGUUUUAUUGGGAUCUGAUGUCACCUUAGAGUGUGAGGUGCAAGGGGAACCAAUACCUUCUGUACGCUGGAUCAAAGAUUCGCAGGAAAUAUUCCCAGGAUACGAUAGUCGUUACGAUAUAUCCCAACGAGGAAGCAUAUGCUUGCUGAAGAUAGCCAAUGUCCAAAGUUCCGAUUCCGGACGUUUCGUAUGUGAUGCCUCGAACAAAGCCGGACGAGUGUCAACUUUUGCCAGGCUCUCGGUGGUUAGCGAUCCCAAGCUCUUGUCUGCAGAGAGCAGGCUUCGAAUGGGUGUGACCGAUUACAACAACAUUGACCAGCUGCCACCCCAAUUUUCCAUGAGACUCAGAGACAGGCGAGUUGAAAUAGCGUAUCCAGUCCGAUUAACUUGCCAGAUUGUUGGGCUUCCGGCACCUCAAGUCAGCUGGUACAAAGACGGAAUCCAGAUUACUGCCGACGAUCGUCAUACAUUCUUUACUGACGAUAACUUCCACACUUUGGAGAUAACCAAGAGCCAUCUGGACGAUUCCGGCGCUUACAGUAUAACUGCUGAAAACCCGCACGGUUCAGUAUCGUGCAGGUGCAAUUUAGUCGUGGAUAAAGGAAUUAAAGACUACAUAUCGCCGGUUUUCCUCAACUAUUUAAAUCCAUCAGAAGCGACAAUUAAAGAAGGCUCCGAAUUGCGAUUGAAAGGAAGAAUCGAAGGUUAUCCCGGCGUGGGGCUGGCUUGGUUUAAAGAUGGAGUUAAAUUGAGACCAUCGCGACGUUUCGUCAUGACUCUAUCGUACGAUGGCAACUUAGAGCUAUCUAUUGGAAACGUUGUUAAAAAAGAUUCUGGGCUCUAUACCUGCGUUGUAAACAACGAAGUGGGUAGAGCUCAAAGCACAGCUAGAGUUGAAGUUGUUAACAAAUCCGCCACUGUUGAUGGAAGAAAUGGCGCUGCUAGCAGUGACGCUUUGUACUCCAAAGAACCGAAAUUUUUGAAGAAACCGCUAUCGUCGGAAGCCUUUGAAGGCGAUAAUGUUGUCAUUUUGUGCGAAGUGGUCGGAGAUCCAAAACCAGAAGUUUUAUGGUUACGAGAUUUCCUGAAGGCUGAUUACUACAGAGAUGCGGCACAUUUUCAUCGAAUUGAAGAUGGGCCCCAAUACCGGUUAGAAAUACCUAAUGCUAAGUUGGAUUAUACCGGAACUUACACAAUUUUAGCCAAAAAUUGUCAUGGUGAAGCUAAAGCUAUCAUAUCGUUGCAAAUAAAAGUUAAAGUCCCCAAGCCAGUGAAAGAAGAAAUGGGCAAGAAGAAAGUAACAGACGUUAAGACGGUUCCUGAAAUUACGAAGGAAUUGAGCAGCAUUCGGUGCUGCGACGGCGACUCAGCCACCCUCGAAUGCAAAGUAUUCGCAACUCCCGCCCCAGACAUACGCUGGGAGAAAAAUGGCAAGUUGAUCCACUUAGGAGAUGAUUUCAAUGCCGAGUUCGACGGCGAAACGGUCAAAUUGUCCAUAAAUCAAGUGUACCCCGAGGACGAAGGAGAAUACACUUGCGUGGCGUACAACGAACUAGGAAAGGCGACCACGUCCGCUUGUCUUAUCGUCGACCUGCCCGAAGAAAAGGAGAACCUCCUCACGCAGCAGCUGAAGCGUCCCGCCGGCUUCGUCGACGGCGCCUCCUCGAAUCGCCCGUCCUCGACGCGGUCCCUGUCGCCCGUGCGCUCGUACCGAGACCGAGGCGCGGCCGAGGGCAGGGCCCGCCCGACGGCGCCCAAGUUCUACGCGUACCCGCACAACAGGGUGGCCGAGCAGGGCGAGACGGUGCGCUUCCAGUGCGCCGUCGCCGGCCACCCCGACCCCUGGGUCACCUGGGAGAAGGACGGCGUCGCGGUGACGCCGUCGGCCCGGCUGCGCGUCACCGAGAGGGAGGACCUCAGGACGCUGGAGAUAUCGGAUGUCAUUCCGAGCGAUUCGGGGCUGUACAAGAUUGUUUUGGAGAACGACGUGGGAAGGGUGGAGACGUCGGCGAAAUUGGACGUCAUCGGCCACAGGAUCGUCUCGAUGAGGGGAUUGAGGGCGAGGAGUUUGUCGCCCAAGCCGGCCCCUCGUUAUCCGAAGAGCUAUUCGGGGGAUUUUGCUAAGCCGGGUUUUUAUUCGAAUCUUACGUCGUACGGUUCCUACGGGAGGUUUUAUUGUCGCACCGCCGACGAUGAGGUGAUGAAGUCGAAGCCGGAAAUUCUGAAAUGCCUCCCUAAGAACGUUGGUGUCGCCGAAGGAAGGGCUUUGAGUUUGGAAGUGGAAGUAAUCGGUAAUCCUCCUUUUGAUGUCGUUUGGAUGAAAGACGGCUGCAUUUUGCCGCAUUGCGAGGAUUUUCAACAAACCGUUACUAAUACUGGUUUAAUAACCCUUUACCUACCCGACGUGUAUCCGCAGGAUUCGGGCAAUUACAGAUGCGAGAUUUACAAUUUGUACGGCGAUUCGUUUUCGACUUGUUGCGUUAGUGUUAAUGAUGCAUCGAAAGCACCAGCUCAAAUUAAAGUCCUAGAACGACCGGCUUCAAUUUCUGUGGCUGAAGGAGAUGAUGCUACUUUUUUAGUGAAAUAUCGUAGCUCAGAAAAGGUUAAAGUUCAAUGGAAAAUAGCAGGUAAAAUUGCUAUUCCGGGAUCAAAAUUUAAGGUAGAGGAAGAAGAUGACGUUAACAUUCUUCGCAUUGUGGGGGUGACGAGGAGGGACGCCGGUCCCGUAGAGUGCUCGCUGCUGCCGCUGCACUCAGUCAACGGCGGUCCGACGGCUACGUCGACGGAUUUGAACGCGAAUCUCGCGAUUGUCGACGGUACUGGCAGCAGUAGUGACAGUGGAGCCUCCAUGGAGGAGGUAGUGCGAGCCGAAGAGGUUGCAGCGAAGCUCCUUAGGGGACCCCAGGACACUACGGCCCUUGUCGGCGACAGAGUGCUGCUCAAGGUUACUUACGUCGGACAGCCUGAACCUAAAGUCACCUGGAGCAAAGCGGGUCGAGAAUUGAAAAAUGACGAACGUACCAGUAUAACAUCCGGCGACGGAGUAUCCUGUCUAUUACUGCAAAACAUAACGACAGAUGAUAGCGGAAAAUACGACGUCGUCGUAGAUAAUUCCCUUGGUGAAGACGUCAGUUACGCUUCUUUAGCAGUUGAAGGUCCUCCUGACCCACCGAGUGGAACACCAUGCAUCACGACAUCUCCAGACAGUGUAACGGUAGCGUGGAGCAGCUCCCCUUACGACGGUGGGAAAAUAAUCAACGGCUACGCCGUGGAGUACACCCUCGUGGGCAGCGACAUUUGGACCACCGCCGUGGAGGAAUGCCACUCGCUCAGCUACGUGGUGAGGGGCUUGCAGCAGGGUGCUCGCUACGUCUUCAGAGUGAAAGCCCUGAACGUGCACGGUUACAGCCGGCCCAGCGUCGAAUCGGACGUCAUCCAACUAGACGAGCAAAGCGAAUCGGGUUUCUUCGAGCCGAGAACGGUGGCCGUCGAGCCGGGACCGGAGUUCAAGGCCCGCUACGAGGUGCUGGAGGAGCUGGGAAAGGGGCGGUUCGGCGUCGUGCACAAGGCGAUCGAUAAGGAAACCAACCAGAAAUUCGCGGCUAAAUUUAUUAAAUGCAGAACGGCCAAAGAUAGGGAUAAGGUACAAGACGAAAUCGACAUUAUGAAUCUCCUCAGGCACCAGAAGCUGCUCCAACUGGCGGCCGCCUUCGAAAAUCCCAGGGAUAUGGUUAUGGUCAUGGAAUACAUAUCCGGCGGGGAGUUGUUCGAACGAGUGGUGGCCGACGAUUUUACGCUUACCGAAAAAGACUGCAUUUUAUUCAUGAGGCAAAUAUGCGAGGGCGUAGCCUACAUGCACAGCCAGAACAUCGUCCACUUGGACCUGAAGCCGGAGAACAUUAUGUGCCACACGCGGACGUCGCACGAAAUCAAAAUCAUCGAUUUCGGUCUGGCCCAGAAACUGGACCCCAAGGAGCCCGUCAGGGUGCUCUUCGGCACGCCGGAGUUCAUACCGCCCGAGAUCAUCAGCUACGAACCCAUAGGCGUCGAGUCCGAUCUCUGGUCCAUCGGGGUUAUUUGCUAUGUUUUGUUGUCUGGUUUGUCUCCUUUCAUGGGCGAAAACGAUUCGGAAACGUUCUCGAACAUAACGCGAGCAGACUUCGAUUUCGACGAUGAAGCCUUCAACGCUGUUUCCCAGAACGCUAGAGACUUCAUCGGCGCUCUUUUGAUCAAAAGAAAAGAGGACCGUUUAUCUGCUGAGCAAUGUGUAAAACACGUUUGGCUCGAUCCAGAAACCCACCAGGAAACUGUCGUGCUUUGCACAGAUAAACUCAAAAAAUUCAUAAUUCGUCGCAAGUGGCAGGCCAAUCGUCCGCUUCGUCAAACAGCUUAAAAAAAGUACCGAUUUACACGUACCGAACGAUCGCUGGUACCAUAAAAAAAUUCGAUUCCGCCGAUAAACCUUCGACCGGCGGCGGCGCCCCGGCGGAGCCCGUCGUAAAGCUUAAGUCCACCAAUCACCCGGCUCCGGUACUCCCGAUCGCCAAAUGUCCUUCUCCGGUGGUGUUGAGGAAAGCCCCGGCCUUCGCGCCGAAAGAGCAAGGCGCAAAGGCGGCGAAGGAACCGCAGGCUCCGAUUAAAUCGAAUAGUUUUAACGUUAAGGACCGACCAAAAAACGAGAAGUUUCAAAAGAUCGCGGCGUUUUGGAACUCGCCUGAUAUCUAUCAUUAACAAGCAUGGUUUCGACUCGAUAUUUAAAUUAUGUGUAUUGUAUGUGUAUAUACAAAAUAUAUUUUUCUGUUUUUAUUCUAUUUAUACCAAAUAAGUGCCUUAAACGAGUUUUAUUUUGUUAGGAUUAGACUCAAAGUUUUAUUUUUGUGUUAUAUAGGAGAAGAACUGUUAUGCCCUCCAAUAUUUUAGAUUGUAUAUUGACCUAAUGAAGACGAUUUGAAUAUUCA
Phyllotreta striolata is the source of this 37658-nucleotide messenger RNA. NCBI's taxonomy places the organism in Eukaryota, Metazoa, Arthropoda, Insecta, Coleoptera, Chrysomelidae. The record is from the annotation of a GenBank genome assembly.